This is a messenger RNA of Entrophospora sp. SA101, 1212 nucleotides long. The record is from the annotation of a GenBank genome assembly. Lineage: Eukaryota; Fungi; Glomeromycota; Glomeromycetes; Entrophosporales; Entrophosporaceae.
AUGAUACAAGAAUUAUUAGGACAGGGUGAUUAUUUUUCAGCAUUAGAUUUAAUUGACGAAGCAAAUAGCUUAUUACAUGGUGGUAAUGUUUGCAGCAAUUCUGGUUAUAAUGGGAACGAGAAAAAUAUCAAUUUACAAUUUAAUAAUAAUAAUGGGUUAAAGACUCAGCUUACUUCUGGUGUUAAUAAUAGACCAAUAACUAUUUCAAGACUGAGUAAUGUGGCAAAUGAUAUUAAAAAAUCGAGUGCAAUUGAUUUAAGAGGAGUCAAAGCUUUAAUGUAUUUUAAUGUCAUUAAUGAAUUAAGGAUUGCAGGGUGUAUUGGUUUGAAGAUGUAUCUUGAAUAUUUAGUAACAAAACGUAAAAGUAAGGAAGAAUCACAUCAUACAGAACUUUUCUCGCAACAAUCUAAAGAUACGACAAAGACAUUUUUAUCAUUUUUAUUAUCUCAGCCUAUAGAAGAUUUAAUAUCACAAGAACGUGUUAAACUGAUAGCGUUUUUACAAACCUCAACUCAAUAUAAUUUAGAUAAAAUUUUAAAUAAAUUAUUAGAAGUUAAAAUAUUGAAAGCGGAAUUGGCAAUCAUUUAUGGCAAAUUGAGUGAACAUGAGAAAGCAUUAAAUUUGUUGAUAAAUGAUUUAAGAGAUUAUAAUGGAGCAGAAAUUUAUUGUAUUUAUGGUGGUAAUAUGAUUGGUAUUAUUAAUAAGUCAUCAAAAAAACAAGCUGAUAAAAUAAUUAAAGAGGAUAAAAAUGUUUUAACUAGGAGAAAAUCUUUAUUUUUAAUGUUAUUGAAUGUUUAUCUUGAAAAUGGAAAUGAAAUGGUUGAUAGGAUAAUAAGUUUAUUAAAUAAGCAAGCAAUCUAUUUAGAUCUUAUUGAGGUCUUGUCUUUAUUACCUGAAUAUUGGUCAAUUGAAAUGUUUAAUGAGUUUUUAGUUAAAUCAAUAAGAAAAGAUUAUCAUGAAUAUAGGGAGGGACAGAUUUUAAAAUCCAUUUGCCAUGCCUAUCAAGAAAUUGGGCCAAUAGUCAUUACGCAAAAUGUAAAAUGUACAAUAUGUGAAGAUUAUAUCAGUGGAUCAGAUUUCUUACGUAAAACAAAUAGUGAUCUUGUUCAUUUAAAAUGUGAAAAUCCCAAUAAUGAAAAUGAUAAUAAUAAUAAUUUACAACAAAAAAAUGGCAAUGAAAAUAAUAAACCAGCAGAUCCAUUAAAUUCUUAA